AUGGCCGAAGGCAGUACAUCUACUACCACGCGCGAGGCUCGCAGCACUACCCGCACUGUUCCUCGGUUCCCCAAGAACGAGUCUCGCAGUCGAAGUCCAGCCAAACGGUUUCCCUCCAAUGCUCCCCGAAGUCCUUCGAGAAAAUGUGCGAGAAGUAAAAGCCCCCUGCAGAAAACUGCCAGUGGAUGUUCUGCCUCGUUUUCCAAGCUAGUAGCCAUCAAUCCACUCAGUAGUAAUGAUGAUAAUGAUCAGGAGGAAACGACGGAUACCCCCAAAAGUCCCGUCAGGAAAAAGGAAACUUUGAAUGGCAGCAAAUUGAAUUCGAACCAAGAGGCCAUCCCCAAAAGUCCCACGAGACGACGAGAAAAAGUAGCCAGUCCAACGCGCAAAGUUGCCAAGGAAAAAGUCAGCAGCAAUCCCAAGUCUCCUUCCAGACGACCCAAAGACUCCGUUUCCCAGCUGUCCGAGUCCAGCAAAAAAUUGCUCAGUCCAUCCCGACAAAAACCAACCAUUCGCGAUAUACCCAUGGCACCUCCAUUGUCCUUCGAUGACGAUGAUGAAAAGGACGCCAUCACUACCACCACUCCUCAGGACGAGAAAAAGGAAGAAUCGUUUGUAGCUGAUUUUAGUCAAAUGAAAGAAGAGGAAACCAAGCCCGCGAAAACAGGGUCCAGAGGAGGACGGCCCUCCCCACAAAGAACGAGAUCAGGCCGCAAUAAAUCGUCACUGGAUUCGGGCACUACUGAACCUUCUGGCGAACAACAGAAUGACAAUACACCCGAGCGAGGACCUCGAAAACCACCCAUGCCAAAACCCAGCAAACUGCGAGUUCGUGCCGAAUCUCUACUGAAUCAUUCCUUAUUGGGAGAUUCAGGAAAUGGCUUGGACAUGAGUCUGAGCGCAUCCGAAUUGAAUCACAAUCCUACAGAACCCAAUCAUCAUCAACGGCGGAGACGUAGCAGUAUUUCCGGAAGUGGACGACGUAGUAGUAUUUCUGAAAGUGGACGACGGAAUUCCACGUCGCAACGAAGCAAUGUUCGAAGCAAAAGUGUCGAUCGCAGUGGUGGGGGGCGGAUGAUUCAACGUACUGCUUCUUCUUCGCACGGAGAGAAUCCGCCUCGCACUAAUAACUCCUCCUCGCGGCCCAUGCGCAAAACCAGGAGUAUGCCCGAAUCCACCAGCACGUCUCCCGGAAAUUGCAGUGGUCGUGGCAAACGGUCGACAGAUGGGGAAAAUAAUCGCAGUGGUCGCGGGAAGCGGUCGACAGAUGGGGAAAAUAAUCGCAGUGGUCGCGGGAAGCGGUCGACUGACGGGGAGAAUAAUCGCAGUGGCCGCGGAAAGCGUUCGAUUGAUGGGGAAAAUAAUCGCAGUGGCCGCGGAAAACGGUCGACAGACGGGGAAAAUAAUCGCAGUGGCCGUGGGAAACGUUCGGUUGAUGGCAAAAUCGAAGAUAAGUCAUCAGAUCAACGUCCAGGCUCAGAUCAUCGUCCGGGCAAUCGAUCAAGCAAUUCACCCGACCAACAGCGACGACUGCGAAAGACAUCGCCAUCAGCCGAAGAACAUAAAAAAUCAGCAAGUCCCGAAAAUGGACGGCGGCGGGGUUCUGCUAGUGCGAGACGAACUCGUUGCAGAACUCGAACUGACGACGAGGCCACCAAAGAAGAAUCGGUUAACAACAAUAUCAAGGAAAAGGUAGACGACGACGACAUUUCGAGUUCCGUCCACGGUGGCAAACGCCCUGCAUCACAUUCGCCGGCACGACAAGCCCGUACAUCCAAGUUCCCUUCCAACGGAGCUCGGUCGUUGUCUCCCGCACGGGGGAACCGUGACAGCAAUAACCCCGAUAAGCGUGGCCGUCGCACGGCGGCUCCUUCGGGCCGAGAGGGUGCUCGUCGCCCAGCAGCAGAGCCAACAACGCCCGCACCAACGCCAAAGGAGCAAAUAAUCAAACCAUUGGCGCCUCCGUCCGGAACGACCAAACGUGAAAGUAUCACAAUGACCACACGUGAAAGUAUGACCUUGGCCACUGUCUUUGAUAUGGAGAACAGCAUUCGUUUGGGUGCAGAUGAUGAUGGUCAUGAUUCUUCGGCAAGUGAAGCUACGGACGGUGGUGGCGACACCAUGUACCAAUUUGAUCCGACCAGUAUGAACAGUGUCUCUUCCUUCAAUCGGGCGGUGGCGUGUGAAAGCAGCCUGAACAACUCGGGUGUGUUCAAAAUGGAAAACGUUAGUAAAACCAAUGGCCACGGCGACGAUGAUGAAGAAGACGAGGGUGCACGCAGUGAUGAUAGCGGUGGAAGUUAUUUACCUGGCGCCAUGGGCAUGUCCCACCAGCGACCCUCCUCCCACAGUCCCGACCAGCGAAGAGAAUCCCGUCAAAAGCGUGGUGAUAGAGUAGAGAGAGGCAGAGAUGGCCGUUCGCGUGGCAAACGCCGCACGAGUUUGACACUCGAUUCCGUGUUUGACAGUCAAAACGCCUCCGUUCCCAAUUUGGGUCGCCAAUCCGCGGGCGCCCACGACGCUUCGUUCCGAAGUCAUGGUCACGAAAGUGACUUGAGCAGACAUGAACGCAGGAAAAAAUUGCAGGAUCGACUUCGGCAGAAGGCUGGUAGACGUCAGGACGAAGAGGAGGAAGACGAUAGCGAUGAUGAUGCAGGCUCUGUGUACUUGCCAUCCAACAUGACGGGCAAGAGUUUGACUCCACCCGGUUCCCCCCGACGGUCCAACGCGGGUCGUCGGAGCAGUCGAUCACCUCGUAACUCGGCCCAUCAGCCUCUUCGACGAACUCGAUCGUCGUCGCGGCAGGCUAGACCUCGAAUCAGCGUUCGCACGGGGAAACGCGUGGAAGAGGAUGAAGAACCAGAGAAGAAUGACGAAAAGAAAGAGAAGAACAAGGCAAUGAAGUUUCUCAAGAACAAGUUAAGCAAACUCAAGGACAAGGUUCACGACGAGUUUAGCAGCUCGUCCAUGGGUUUUGAUCCCAACGAGGACGAUGGGGAGGAAGAGUGUGAUCCGCACAACAAGAAGUCUUCUUCCAAGGGUGAGAACAAGAAGGGUGAGGAAGAGUUUGAUCCGUACAACAAGAAGGGUUCUUCUUCAAAGGGCGAGAACAAGAAGGGUGUUGGGAAGAAGUUGAAAGGAUUGUUUGGAAAGAAGGAGAAGAAACACCAUCAUCAGCUUUUGGGUUCUUCCGGCGAAAGCGAGAGUGACAAUUCUUUCGACGUGGGAAGGAUGUAA
Messenger RNA from Seminavis robusta, 3237 nucleotides. Lineage: Eukaryota; Bacillariophyta; Bacillariophyceae; Naviculales; Naviculaceae. The record is from the annotation of a GenBank genome assembly.